This is a messenger RNA of Trichomonas vaginalis G3, 1115 nucleotides long. Its product is annotated as phage tail repeat-like family. The transcript has a single exon. The annotation marks the transcript as partial. The record is from RefSeq and is a predicted model, not a curated record. Lineage: Eukaryota; Parabasalia; Trichomonadida; Trichomonadidae.
AUGACAGAUGAGUUUCUGUUUCAAGACAAGAAGAACAAUACUGUCUGUAUAAAUCCAACAAAAGGAACUUUAAACGAGAAACCUAUAAAUGAACUUCUUUUGAAAGCAGAUGUUGACAACAAAGCUGACAAAGAAUAUGUAGACGAUGCAAUAGCAAAAGAAGAAGAAAGAGCUAACAAUGCUUAUGCAACAAAAGAACAUACUCAUCCUGAACUAGCAGACAAAAAAUAUGUUGACAAUAAAAUGUCAAGUGAAGUGACAAGAGCUGAAAACGAAUAUUCUAAAAAGACUCAUACACAUUCUAUAUCUGAAAUAACAGACUUAAACGUUAGCCUUGAAAAGAAAGCGGAUAAGGAAUAUGUGGCUAGUAAGUUAGAGAAGAAAGCAGAUAAGGAAUAUGUGGAUGAAAAAGAUAACGAAAUGAAAGAAAGGGUUGACUGGUACCAUGAAUGGACAUCGAAGAUUUUAAAAACUAAAGCCGAUACAGGAUGGGUUUCAGGAUGUUUAGACCUUAAAGCAGAUAAAACUUAUGUUAACGAUGAGUUAGAGAAGAAAGCAAAUAAGACUCAUACACAUACAAGUUUUACAACUGUUGCUAUAGAAAGUAUUGAAGGAACGGUUGAAGAAACUGGUGGGGAUGCAUUAUAUUGUAAACCUCCUAACUUUCCACAAGGUUUAACAUCGGAUGACGACAUAACGACGAUGAGAAACAUUAGAUGUAAAGAUGUUUAUGUCAUGAAGGAUGAACAUAAUAUUAAAUUCACUGCUCAAGAUUUAUAUGACAAGAAAGCAGACAAAACAGAGCUUCAAACAUUAAAGACAGAAAUGCUUCAAACAUUAUAUCCUAUAGGCUCUAUUUAUACGUCAAUGAACUCUACCAGACCAGAAGUAGUACUUGGUUUUGGAACUUGGACUCAAAUAGUCGACAGGUUUUUGUAUUGUGCAAACUCUUCAAAGGAAACAGGUGGAAGUAAAACGAUUUCAGGUGAAAAUUUACCUGCACACAGUCACUACAUAGAUUUAAGUACAUCUCAAGCAGGUUGGCAUAAGCAUAAAUUUUGGGAUUGGUCGGCAAUGACAAAAGGUAAAGGAUAUGAUGUUAAAGACAACGUUCA